This is a messenger RNA of Rhinichthys klamathensis goyatoka, 2587 nucleotides long. RefSeq names its product V-type proton ATPase 116 kDa subunit a 1. Gene Ontology annotation, molecular function: proton-transporting ATPase activity, rotational mechanism; ATPase binding. The transcript has 17 exons. Gene Ontology annotation, cellular component: vacuolar proton-transporting V-type ATPase, V0 domain; plasma membrane; vacuolar proton-transporting V-type ATPase complex. The record is from RefSeq and is a predicted model, not a curated record. Bases 11 to 2317 code for a protein of 768 amino acids. Lineage: Eukaryota; Metazoa; Chordata; Actinopteri; Cypriniformes; Leuciscidae. Gene Ontology annotation, biological process: proton transmembrane transport; vacuolar acidification.
GCAUUUCAGAAUGGGUUCUUUAUUUCGCAGUGAGGAGAUGUGCCUCGUGCAGCUGUUCUUUCAAACGGAAUCGGCCCACAAUUGCAUCAAUGAACUCGGUCAUCUUGGCUUGGUUCAGUUUAAAGAUCUGAAUCCUGGUGUAACAGCAUUUCAGAGGCACUUUGUGAAGGAAGUGAAGAAAUGUGAAGAAAUGGAGAGAAUUCUGAGAUAUCUUGAGAAGGAGAUGGUGAAAUCUAACAUCGUAAUUUCUGCAACAAAGGAGAAGGAGAUGGUUCCCUGCCCCAGAGAUGUUCUGGAGCUGGAGUCCACAUUUGAGAAGUUGGAGCAGGAACUGCGAGAAAUCAACUGUAACCAUGACACACUCAGACAGAACCUCAUUGAGCUGAUGGACAUCGACUCUCUGCUGAGGAUGACUGAAGACUUCUUUGAGGAGGCCGAGUUACUGCUAUGCUCUGAGCCUCCUUCUGAAGACUCAGUGUCCAUGACUGUCUCGUCCUUCAUAACCUGCCGCAGAUACAGCAGUUCCAGCACCUCCGGACCUCUAAAUCUAGGUUUUGUUGCAGGUGUGAUCAAACAAGACAGGUUUCCUGCUUUUGAAAAGGUUCUUUGGCGCCUUUUUCAUGGAAAUUUCGUCCUUCGGCACGCAGAGAUACAGACCACAGAGGAACUCCAAGUGGUGAGAGCAGCUGUGAAGAAGGACGUGUUCAUCAUAUUUGUCCAGGGAGAACAUGUGCGAGAAAAGAUCAGAAAAGUGUGUGAAGGGUUUCAUGCCAGCUUGUACUCAUGCCCCAAAACUUUGUAUGAGCGCAAGAAGAUGAGCAACAACGUAAAGUCACGAAUGGAAGAUCUUCGAAUGAUCCUGAGAAGAACUGAAGAAUAUCGCGGUGGUGUCUUGACCAGAGCAGCCGACCACGUCCAGGAGUGGGGCAGUAAAGUGAAGAAGAUGAAGGCCAUCUACUACACACUGAAUCUCUGCAACAUAGACAUCACGCAGAAGCUGAUCGUAGCAGAGAUCUGGUGUCCCGUGUCAGAUCUCACUUUAGUUCAAAACGCCCUGAUUAUGGGAUCAGAGCAGAGUGGUUCCAGUGUGACCCCAGUCCUGAACCGCAUCCAAACCCAGCAAACUCCACCAACCUUCAACAGAACCAACACAUUUACUGAAGGAUUCCAGGCCAUUAUUGAUGCCUAUGGAGUCGGUACCUAUCAGGAGAUCAAUCCAGCUCCAUACACUAUUGUAACCUUCCCCUUCCUGUUUGCGGUGAUGUUUGGAGAUUGCGGUCAUGGACUGGUGAUGACACUGCUCGCAGUCUGGCUCAUUACACAGGCCGAAUGUUUACGAAAGAUGAAAAAUGAGAUUACAGAUGUCCUGGUCGGUGGACGCUACAUUAUCUUGCUCAUGGGAAUGUUCUCUAUAUAUACUGGACUGAUUUACAAUGACUGCUUCUCCAAGUCCUUCAACAUUUUUGGCUCUUCCUGGCGUGUGCGACCCAUGUUCUCUCCUCACGGGCCUUGGCAAAACAAAACACUGCAUGAUAAUCAUCAUCUUCAGCUGAACCCAACUGUGCCCGGAGUUUAUUCUGGUCGCCCGUACGUGUUUGGAAUUGACCCGGUCAGUGCAUAUAAAAUCUUGUUUGUUCAACAUUACGGGAAAUUCCAGGACAUUUUACUUCAGUUUGUUCCUCAGCUGAUCUUCAUGCUCUCUCUCUUUGGAUACCUGAUCUUCCUCGUCCUCUACAAAUGGUGCAUCACCCUGCGCUCUGAAAUGGCUCCCAGCAUCCUGCUACUCUUCAUCAACAUGAUGAUGUUUGAUUACCAGCCGGAACACAAGUUUCUGUACAGAGGACAGAAAGCUGUUCAGAUCUUCUUGGUUGUGACGGCUGUGCUCAUGGUUCCUGUGCUGCUCUUGGCCAAACCCCUCCUCAUCUACAGGACCCGAAUGAAAGCCAGACACCAGGUGAGCAUAGGUGACGUGUUUGUGAACCAGGCCAUCCACACGAUCGAGUACUGCCUGGGCUGCAUCUCCAACACGGCCUCGUACCUUCGGCUCUGGGCGCUCAGUCUGGCUCACGCAGAGCUGUCGGAGGUGCUUUGGCGGAUGGUUCUCCAGGCGGGGCUGAAGCUCUCCUCUGGUGUGGGUUCACUCAUGCUGGUUCUGCAGUUUGCUGCUUUUGCUGUUCUCACCGUGACUGUUCUUCUGAUUAUGGAGGGCCUGUCUGCUUUUCUGCAUGCUUUACGACUGCAUUGGGUUGAAUUUCAGAACAAGUUUUACGAGGGAUCCGGCUACAAGUUCACACCCUUGUCCUUUGAUAGCCUGUAAAAACAUUAAUAGUCACUAUUUGUACUAUUCUUGUAGUUUUUAAGCGCCAUUAUAGUUUUGUGAAUGUAAAAAAUGCAUAUUUUAAACCAGGGGACUUCAACAGGGGUCUCCCAAUUAUUACGUUUUGUGAACAAAAUGAAAAUAUGCUAUAAACAAAAAUACUGUAUUAAGCUCAACUUAACUUUGAACUAAACAUUGAUGUAGAAGUAGGCGUUGAUCUUUCAUCGCACUACGACGUAAUAAUGUGACAUUAAUGUAAUGUAAAGUCGA